Adelges cooleyi (spruce gall adelgid) is the source of this 1407-nucleotide messenger RNA. RefSeq lists its product as uncharacterized. The transcript has 2 exons. Lineage: Eukaryota; Metazoa; Arthropoda; Insecta; Hemiptera; Adelgidae. Gene Ontology annotation, molecular function: nucleic acid binding. The record is from RefSeq and is a predicted model, not a curated record. Bases 1 to 1407 code for a protein of 468 amino acids.
AUGGACCACGUCGAGAUUUCUCCUUCAAAAAAAAAUCCUCGUGGAAAAUUUGUUGGGACUGGUCAAAAGCAGAUUAUCAUCAAUCUGUACAAAGACAAACUCAAGCAACAACUUGAAAACCCAGACAGCCCGCAAUUGACUUACAGACAAAUGCUUGUCGAAAUUUCCAAGGCAAGUGGUAUUGGACAACGAACAAUACAAACAAUAUUGGCCGAGUAUAAAAAAGAAGGUACAGUUUCAUCGCCAAACAAGAAAAAAAUAAAACUUACAAUACUUGACAAAGUGGACGAAUUUGAUAAAAAUGCCAUUAGGCGAAAAAUACAUGGCUUUUGGUUGAAUCGUGAAGUACCUACACUUGCGAAGAUGUUAAUAGCCAUUAAUGAAGAUGAAACUUUACCGAAUCUUAAACGUUCGUCAUUUCAAAAAGUGUUGAAGGAACUGAAAUUUGUUUAUGCAAAAAAAUCUCGCUGUAGUGCCCUUCUUGAAAGAGAAGAUAUACAACGUUGGCGCCGAAAAUACUUGGAUCAAAUAAGGCAAUACAGAGCACAAAACAGACCAAUAUAUUACUUGGAUGAGACAUGGGUCAACGCAGGUGAAACGCAUAAUAAAAAAUGGGUCGACAGUACGGUCAAGUCAUCCCGUGACGCAUUCCUCAGAGGCCUCACCACAGGACAAAAGGAACCCUCAGGUAAAGGUAAGCGACUCAUUGUAUUGCACAUCGGAUCAACUGACGGCUUUGUACCUGGGGGCCUUUUGUGCUUCGAAUCCAAAACCAACUCGUCAGACUACCACGAUGAAAUGAAUGGCGCUACGUUUUUUGAGUGGUUUGAAAAAACUUUGCCAUUACUCAAAGAAAAUGCCGUAAUUGUAAUGGACAAUGCUUCAUAUCAUUCCGUUAAAAAAGAUCCAAUUCCAGUGAUGUCUUGGAAGAAACAAGAGAUUAUAGAUUGGCUAGAAAGUAAAGGAGAGAUCGUUACCCAGCCAACAAUAAAAGCGCUGUUGUUAGAAAAAGUUCAGACAUUGAAAUCGCAAUACGACAAAUACGUAAUAGAUGAGUACGCCAAAGACAACAACAAAACUGUAUUAAGAUUGCCUCCAUACCACUGCGAGCUGAACCCAAUCGAGCUCGCGUGGUCAUCUAUCAAAAGCUAUGUCCGGACGCAUAACAACACCUUCAAAUUAAAAGACGUUGAAGAAUUAUUAAAAAAAGGCGUGGAACACGUAACAUCGGAAAUGUGGACGAAUUUUGUUGGGCACGUCGUAAAGGAGGAGGAGAAAUUUUGGAACAUCGACAGCAUAACCGACGAAGUUAUGGACGCAGAACCUGAAGAAGGAGCACGUCAUAUCCUAACGAUAGGAACAGGUGAUACAGACACCUCAGGUGACUCAGAUUCAGACUCGGAUUGA